Mirounga angustirostris (Northern elephant seal) is the source of this 3134-nucleotide messenger RNA. It is a transcript of the gene SETD4, whose product is annotated as SET domain containing 4. Gene Ontology annotation, biological process: peptidyl-lysine trimethylation; peptidyl-lysine monomethylation. Bases 318 to 1943 code for a protein of 541 amino acids. Gene Ontology annotation, molecular function: protein binding; protein-lysine N-methyltransferase activity. NCBI's taxonomy places the organism in Eukaryota, Metazoa, Chordata, Mammalia, Carnivora, Phocidae. The record is from RefSeq and is a predicted model, not a curated record. The transcript has 14 exons.
GCAGGCGCAGGCGCAGGCGCACGCGGGGAGGCGGCGGCCACGGCACGCCGAGUCCUCUGCCCGGCGACUGAGGACUUGGGUUGGUGAAGACUCGAGGCGGGCGUGCGCGCGCGCGCUCGGCCUCUCCCACUGCUGCUUAGGCCCCCUCCUUAACUCGCGUUCGUCUGGGGCGCUCUUUUCUCUGGGUUUCCUCGCGCGCUGGGCCCGCCGCCGCGCCGAGGUAUGAAGAACAGUGAUUAUUAUACAGUUGGAAAGAAAGGCAAAGAAAAUGCUUUUUGUUCUGGAUUGGGCAACUGAACAGAAACUGCAAUUUUAGGAUGAAGAAGGGAAGAGGAAGAACAAGCCGGAUCAGAAGACGGAAACUCUUCAGAAGUUCUGUAUCAAGAGGAGGCCUUUACAGCUGUAAAUUUCCCUUCUUCAUAGUUCUGGAGGCUAGAAGUCCAAAAUCAAGGUGUCAGCAGGAUUGGUUUCUUCCCAGGGCUGUGACGAAAACAUCUGUUCCAGUGAAUGAGAGCUAUAAGCCUGAAUUUAUAGAGCUUAAGAAGUGGCUGAAAGACAGGAAGUUUGAAGAUACAAACUUAAUACCUGCUUGUUUUCCAGGUACAGGAAGAGGGCUGAUGAGCAAAACAUCCCUGCAGGAGGGACAGAUGAUUAUUUCGUUGCCUGAGAGUUGCCUGCUCACCACGGACACAGUGAUUAGAAGCUACUUAGGGGCGUACAUUGCUAAGUGGCAGCCUCCUCCAUCUCCUCUGCUGGCUCUGUGCACCUUUUUAGUUUCAGAAAAGCAUGCUGGGGACCAGUCUCUCUGGAAGCCUUACCUGGAGAUUUUACCGAAGGCCUACACCUGCCCUGUAUGUUUGGAACCAGAAGUGGUGAACCUGUUGCCCAAACCUUUGAAGGCAAAGGCUGAAGAGCAGAGAGCCCGCGUGCAGGAGUUCUUUUCUUCCUCCAGAGACUUUGUCUCUUCCCUGCAGCCUCUGUUUUCUGAGGCUGUUGAGAGCAUCUUUAGCUACAGUGCCCUCCUGUGGGCUUGGUGCACGGUCAACACCAGGGCUGUGUACGUGGAGCACAGGCAGAGGCAAUGCUUGUCCGCAGAGCCGAACACCUGCGCGCUCGCCCCGUACCUGGAUCUGCUCAAUCAUAGCCCACAUGUCCAGGUAAAAGCAGCAUUUAAUGAGGAAACUCACUGUUACGAAAUUAGAACGGCUUCAGGCUGCAGGAAACAUGAACAGGUGUUCAUCUGCUAUGGCCCUCAUGAUAACCAGCGGCUGCUCCUGGAAUACGGAUUCAUUUCCGUCCAGAAUCCUCACGCUUGUGUUCAUGUCUCAGAAGAUAUACUUGUUAAAUACCUUCCAUCAACAGAUAAACAGAUGAACAAGAAGAUUUCCAUUUUGAAGGAUCAUGAUUUUAUAGAAAAUUUGACAUUUGGAUGGGAUGGACCAUCUUGGAGGUUACUCACAGCUCUUAAGUUGUUAUGUCUGGAAGCCGAAGAAUUUACAUGCUGGAAAAAAAUACUUCUUGGGGAAAUCAUUUCAGAUACAAAUGAGAAGAGAAGUUUGGUCAUAGCCCAGAAAAUAUGCCAGUAUUUCAUAGAGGAGACCAAUGCUAUGCUGCUAAAGAUUUCUCAUAUGAAAGAUGAAGAAGUGGCUUUGAUAAACCAACUAACUUUGGUAGAAACACUGUGGACAGAAGAGCUAAAGAUUCUGCAGGCCUCUGCUGAGAUUCUAAACCGUUUGCAAACACCUUUUAGGGCGGGCUCUGUGGAUUCCGGAGCUGUAAGUGAAGAUGGAUGUGCCAUCCUCACAGUGCCUCUGAUGUUCUCAAAACAGACCACAGUCCUGCAGGAAGAAGUAGGAGGAAGGCACUGCACGAACCGGCUGGGAAGAAGGGAUGUUUCCUCCUCAGCCCUCACUAGUCCUUGGCGUCAGGGGAUCCCUGGAUGAAUCUUGCAGGGGGAGGAGUCUUGGGUGGACCACCAGGCUGGACUGGAGCCGGACUGGCCACACACAGUGCAGGGGCUACCCCAGUCCGACAUUGGUGCCCAGAGUCCGGUGUUCCCUCCCAGGUUUGCAUUCUUCCCCGGUGCUGGAAUUCCUGCCCUUGUGGAAUACAACCCAAACAAACAAAUGGGGCCCGCUCACUUCAGUAGGCAGUCAGAGGAUCUGGACAUCUUCCCUGUUCAUACGUAUGGUUGACGUUGACUUUAUUUUUAAAUAGUUGCAGUGUGUUUCAGGAUAUGCUAUACCAGGGGUCUGCAAACUUUCAAGGGUCAGGUAGUAAUUACGCUUUCUGAGCCAUAUGGUCUUUGUCCCAGCUGUAUGGUACAACAUAUAGACAGUAUGCAAACAGGUUGCAUGGCUGUGUUCCAGUAAGACUAUUUACAAGACAGGUCAUGGGCCAUGGUUUGCUGACCCCUGUGCUCUACCAUACGUAUUUUUUCUGUCCCCACUUGUGGGCAUUUAGGACCUAAUUAUCCUAAUACAUAUAUAUAAAAUACAUAGUACAUGGCUCCUACUUGAAGGUGCCUUAUACCUUCCGGAAAUAAAGCCCCCCUCUUAACAUGAAAAACUUCACAGACUUGUGUGGUAAUAGUUGUGCUUUAGUUGUCCAGUGCUUAGAAAAAAAAUAGAUAAUAAGUCAUUACACAUUUACGAACGAAAGGUGUUUCCUCACCCACACCGGAUCUAUGUGUAUUUGAAAAAACAUCAGAGAGAGACUUCCAUUUGUAGACGCUGCUUGCGAGAAAUCUGUGGCUCUCGUAAGGCAGUCUGGCCCACAGGGUAACCCACUGUUGACAGUGACAGCGCGGCCUCCUUUGGCUUAUCCUUGCAAAAUCAUCACGAGGGCCAGCAAAACCAUCUCUGCCAAAACAGGAGGGGCAGCCUGUGCUGAUCUUUCCCCAGCAGCACCGUUUUCCCCCUUCUUCAGUGUCCCACGCCCUCCUCCCCCAGCACCAUUUCCAUCUUCCUCCUUUUCUGUUUUCUCCUCACUAGUGCCUUGGGCAUGGCUGAGGUUCCUCACACACCUGCCCCUUGCUGCUAUCUGGUUACAGAGUUUGAGGGUGGUAAGCCUCCCGCAGCGAGGGCUGACUUGGCCUGAGGGGACAGACACCAAGGAGUUAAGGGCUAUUUGAA